Molecule: messenger RNA, 498 nt
Organism: Fusarium tjaetaba
Lineage: Eukaryota; Fungi; Ascomycota; Sordariomycetes; Hypocreales; Nectriaceae
Exons: 1
Coding region: 1-498 (165 amino acids)
Source: RefSeq, a predicted model, not a curated record
AUGGCUCCCGCCGCUACAAACUCUUACCGCGAGACUGCUCGUGACAACGCAUCAGGCUUCAUCGCCUACGCGCGGAGCUCCGUGGAUCGUGUUGUCCCGCCUAAUUCUCGACAGAAAGCUUACGACAAUACUGCUUCUUUUGCUUCAUCGCGACCUAUUCUCUUUGUACGUCCCCCUCUCACCGCUUAUCAACCAUCACUAACAAAGCAGUCCUUUAUUGUAUCACAACUUCUUCUUUCUUUCCUCCCUCUUCUAAUCUUCCUCACAUUCUCCCUCUCAACCAUCCUAUUCGCCCUUGGCGCAGCAAUCGUCUUUGCUCUCUUCUGGGUUGGCGUUGCCCUUCUUGUUCUCGUGCCUGCACUGCUCAUCACUUCUUCCAUCGCCGUCCUCGUCUGGGGCUGGGCCAUUGGGAGCUUCAUCAUUGCACGGUGGCUGUACAACCAUUCACCUGUCGGAGUGCAGAAUAAUGAGGUUGUGAAGAAGGAGAACGGCAAUUAG